This is a messenger RNA of Cimex lectularius (bed bug), 1545 nucleotides long. RefSeq names its product protein C12orf4. The transcript has 11 exons. The record is from RefSeq and is a predicted model, not a curated record. Gene Ontology annotation, cellular component: cytoplasm. The coding region runs from base 27 to 1475 and encodes 482 amino acids. Lineage: Eukaryota; Metazoa; Arthropoda; Insecta; Hemiptera; Cimicidae.
AAGACGAAACCGAAAAUUACUAUGACAUGCUGUGUUCACAGAUUAUUUCUUCAUAUCGGCACAAAAUGCUGAAUACCAAAGAAAGUCUGGAUUUGUGGGAAAAAGGAUUUGUCGAGAAUACUCUCGAAUAUGGAGCUGAUAAACUGGGAAGUGAUGACAAUGAACUAUUUUCAAAUGUUUAUCACAAACUAGUCCAUUCCCCUGCUUUGGACACAAUUCUUCAAGUAGAACAUUCUUACGCUUUAGUUAUCGAUAAAAUAAUUAAAGAAAGGGACGAAGAAUUGGAUGCUCUAGCUCUCAAGCAAACUGAAGAAAUGUCAAAAGCUUUAGAAGGGUUAGGUUUAGGUUUGACAGAAUCGGAUAUAACAGCAAUAGCAAAAAGGCAACAGGAAGAACAUGGGCUAGAAAUCGCUAGGUGGCAAAGUAAGUUGGAUGCAGUCCGUGACAGUCAAAAAGCUGAAUAUAGAGAUUGGCUAAUGUCCCUCCUUGCUUCUAGCUGCGAUUCGUCUAUAUCAACGCCCCUCAAUUCGCCGAUCGGAGUUAAAGAAAUAAUAAGCGAAGGCUAUUUAAAUCAAGCCCCAACUUUACAAGAAAGUUUCACUAUACAUCUUGGCUCCCAAAUGAAACAAAUGUACAAUAUUAGAAUUCUGGCUGCUGAUGUGUUGGAUUUCUGUAAAUUACGGAUAAAUUCAUCAGGUGAAUUGGAGACACAACCUCAGAGACUGCCGACAGCGCUUGGAUUGUAUUCAAAUGAUUUAUACGGUUUAGUAAUCCUUUCUGAUAAUCAUUUGGGUGGUUUUUCUGGAAUUACAAAGGAUUUGGUGAAUGUCUGCGAAAUGUCUACAGAACUACACUUCCCAAAUAUAGAAAUUCAGCUCGAGAACAUUCGUGAAUCUGUGAAGACAGGUAUCGAGUGGCGUAAGCAUAAUGUUAAUUGUGAUAGCAACCUGCUCACCACCUCCGAGCAACAAUCGAGAAAAAGCGGGACGAAAUAUCUCCAGACGGGUGAUGUGUACAUAACCAAACAUUCAAAUCUGUCAGAUGUACAUGUUAUUUUCCACAUGGUUUUGGACGAUUCUACAAAAUCUGGCGAUAUUACCUCCCGUCAUCCCGGUAUACUUGGUCUGAGAAAUAUAAUGAAAUGUGCCUGUUCCAAUGACAUAUCAACCCUCACCAUCCCUGUUUUGCUGACUCAUGAAAUAUUCAAUGAAAUGACACUUGCUUGGUGUGUAAAACGAGCCGAGUUGGUGUAUAAAUGUGUUAAAGGUUUUAUGAUAGAAAUGGCCUCAUGGGGUGGAUCCGAAAUAAAAAAUCUACAGUUUCUUUUGCCAAAGGGGAUAAAUGAAGAAAUAUUCAGCUGUUUGGCUGGGCUGCUCCCGAGUAUAUUUCGAGUGUCCAACCCUCUCAUACUCAAAGCCAGUUCGUCGACUCGAACUCCAAGUAUUACAUCUUUCGAGAAGAAUUCAUGUUUGUAACAAAAAAUAAUUUAUUAUAAAAAAUUCACAUUUUAAAACUUAAUUUAUUAUGUAAUGUUUAUAAAAUUGU